Molecule: messenger RNA, 769 nt
Organism: Bactrocera tryoni
Lineage: Eukaryota; Metazoa; Arthropoda; Insecta; Diptera; Tephritidae
Exons: 4
Coding region: 39-341 (100 amino acids)
Source: RefSeq, a predicted model, not a curated record
GUCAAACAGCUGUUUUAAUAAAAAAUAAGCAAACAAAAAUGGACACACAAAUGGAUAAUCAGCAUAUGCGUACAAAAACGGAAAGGACAACUCAGGAGCAGCUGCAACAUUACAUAAUGUUUUGCAAGCAGCAUCCUGAGUUGCAACGGGGGAAGCUAUUUCCGACCAACCCUCAAGGGUUGCAAAUACUUUGGUCGGAGUUAGCAGAAAAUUUAAAUGCCUUAAGAGGUCCAACUCGGUCGGUAGCCAAGUGGAGGGAGUCCUUAAUGCAUUGGAAACAUCAGUUGCGAUCGCGAGCGCGCAAACUGAAGGCAAAGCGACUGGUGGAGGCCCUCCGAUAAAUGGAAUGACUGAAUUCGAGGAGCAAACAAUUACAACUUUUGGGGCAGCAGCGGUGGAUGGAUUGCCGGGUGUUGCGACUUUGGGUCACCAGCUCAAGCUCCAGCUUCCUCGCCAACAGUCGCAUCGCCUGCUCCAGCUUUUCCUGUUCUUUCCAUAAAUUUUUCUUCCUCACCAUCACCUCCAGAUUCCUUAUCUCCUCCCAUCUUAUCUUCUCCUAUGCCAUCGCCUUCUUACAUCCCUUCUGAAAAAUUGACUGCAGCGAAGAUGCUUGGAGCAAUGCUACAAAAAAUGGAGGAUCAAGAAAAGCGAGAAGAGGAGGCCAUUCCUCUAUACAGGAAAAUUGUAGAGCAAAACGUGCAGAUGACAGGGGUGCUGCACCAAAUGACACAAGCACUAACCUCGCUGUCAGAGGUUAUGGCUAAAUUGU